Trametes versicolor FP-101664 SS1 is the source of this 1249-nucleotide messenger RNA. RefSeq names its product ubiquinone biosynthesis O-methyltransferase. NCBI's taxonomy places the organism in Eukaryota, Fungi, Basidiomycota, Agaricomycetes, Polyporales, Polyporaceae. Bases 127 to 1161 code for a protein of 344 amino acids. Gene Ontology annotation, molecular function: 2-methoxy-6-polyprenyl-1,4-benzoquinol methyltransferase activity. The record is from RefSeq and is a predicted model, not a curated record. The transcript has 4 exons. Gene Ontology annotation, biological process: ubiquinone biosynthetic process.
GGAAACAAUACUGGUGCUAGCGAUACAGCUGUCUGGCAACCCUCCCUGACAAGGCUCCUCCGACGCGCUGUGGCCUAGCUGUUUGACACACAACCCCGAGCUGCUUAAGAGCCCUGCAAAUCCACAAUGUCGCAGCUAGGACGCGUUUCCAAAGCCAGUGCACUGAGGCUAUGUCGGCCGACACGCGUUGCCCCUGCAGGCCGUUUGCACUUGUCCACCGCUUCCUCGGUCGGCGGGAGCCAGUCGAGCGUCAACCCCGACGAGAUUGCUCAUUUCUCCAGGCUGUCACAGCAAUGGUGGGACGAGCGGGGAGAAUUCGGGCUGCUGCAUAAGAUGAACCCGGUCCGCAUGCAGUUCAUCCGUAAUAAGAUGCUAGAAAUCCAGUGGGAAGAAGACGAGAGCAGAGUCAACGAGGCGCAGCCUCUCAGUGGCUUGGACGUCGUGGAUGUUGGCUGUGGGGGCGGUCUGCUCUCCGAAACAUUGGCAAGACUAGGCGGAAGGACACUAGGCAUAGACGCUUCCUCGUCUAACAUUGGCAUAGCAUCUCUGCAUGCUGCGGCGGACCCAGCUUUGGCCCCGUCAACUUCUUCCGCUGGGAACAGCGGAAGGGGUGGCCUCACGUUCAAGCAUACUUCCGUAGAGGAUCUUCUUGCAGAGCGGGGCCCCGCAUCCUUCGACGUCGUCUGCUCGAUGGAAGUCAUCGAGCACGUUGACAACCCUCGAGCGUUCUUGACCAACUGCGCAGCCCUCGUUAAGCCUGGCGGCCAUCUCUUCCUCUCGACGAUCGCCCGCACGCCGCUGUCCUACUUCCUAACAAUCUUCGCUGCGGAGCAAGUGCUCAGGCUGGUUACGCCCGGCACGCACACACACUCGAAGUACAUCAACCCUGAGGAGAUGACCGAGUUCUUCCUCUCGACGCCUCUACCACCUCAUGAUGUGGCGGCACUCGACAGCGCCCCGACGGGGUCCCGAACAGCGAGCCGACCUUGGAUCUCGCGCCUGUACGGCGGCGCACCUCUCCGGACUGAAGCCGAGAUCCGCGGAAUGGUCUACGUGCCGUGGAAGGGCGAGUGGGUGUUGGUGCCUCGCGGCGCGCCGGGCGCGAGCGUGUGGGCAGAGGCUUGCAACUAUCUAUUCUGGGUGCGGCGCCCCCUCGAGUAAAAUCGAGCCGUGUUCGUCAGCUAUGUUCGUCAGGAUGUAGAUGGUGAUUCGUUUACCAGACAGGUCUCAAUUGCCCUCACCAUCAUUA